AUGUCAAAUACUCAAUUCAAAAUCAAUUUCUUGAAAGAAUUAAAUUCGAAGCUUUUGGUUGAGAUUUCUGAGCUUAGAAAAAAGUACUCUGAGAUCAAGGCUGAGAACGUGAAAUUAAAGCAGGCUUUCUAUAUUAGAACAGAGAAAAAAGAAAAAAGUAUUUUUAUGGAACAAUAUCCAAUAAAUUCUAAUGAUACUCUGGCAUCUAAUAUAUCUGAUAAUACUUCAAAUUCUAGUAUUACUUCUGAUCCCAUGCCUGAACUAGUACAAUCUUCAACAGAGCCUGAAUCUUCUGCAAUCUAUUUAUCACAAGAUGUUACUGAUGAUGAUUUGACCGAGACUCUAUAUAAGGAACAGGUUAGUAACAAAAUAAUGGAGAGAAUUAGAGAAAAGAAGCUUCAAGAUCAGAAAGUGUCUUCUGGAAAACAAAACACUUCUUCAGGAGAAUUAGAAGAGUUGAUGAUACCUCCAUUAUCAUGUGAUAUGAAAACUGUAAACACUAUUCAUGAUCAAGAAAAGACUUCACCAAAAGAAUUCAUACAAAAUAUAUCUUAA
This is a messenger RNA of Ambispora gerdemannii, 555 nucleotides long. NCBI's taxonomy places the organism in Eukaryota, Fungi, Glomeromycota, Glomeromycetes, Archaeosporales, Ambisporaceae. The record is from the annotation of a GenBank genome assembly.